AUGGGAGGCUCACUAUCGCGCAUUUGGUCCCUCCUUUGGUCCAAGAAGGAAAUUCGGAUCCUUAUUCUAGGACUUGAUAAUGCUGGAAAGACCACUCUACUGUACAGACUGAAGAUCGGUGAAGUCGUCACCACGAUACCUACAAUCGGAUUCAAUGUCGAAUCGGUCACAUAUAAGAAUCUGAAUCUCAACGUUUGGGAUCUCGGUGGUCAAACUUCUAUCCGUCCAUACUGGCGAUGCUACUAUGCCAACACUGCCGCCGUAGUUUUCGUCAUCGACUCCACAGAUAUCGAGCGGCUGGGGACCGCGGCAGAUGAACUCGCAGCUAUGCUGAGUGAGGAGGAACUUCACGACGCGGCGUUGCUAGUGUUUGCCAACAAACAAGACCAACCUGGUGCCAAGGGCGCAGGUGAGAUCUCAGAGGCUCUGAAGCUGGGAGAGUUGCGGGACCGGAACUGGAGCAUUGUAGCUUGCUCUGCCAUUGAUGGCAAGGGUAUCAACGAAGGAAUGGAUUGGCUGGUGCAAACGAUCCAGGCUGAGGACGCAUAG
This is a messenger RNA of Penicillium brevicompactum, 549 nucleotides long. RefSeq names its product ADP-ribosylation factor family protein. The transcript has 5 exons. The coding region runs from base 1 to 549 and encodes 182 amino acids. Gene Ontology annotation, cellular component: Golgi apparatus; cytoplasm. The record is from RefSeq and is a predicted model, not a curated record. Gene Ontology annotation, molecular function: GTPase activity; GTP binding. NCBI's taxonomy places the organism in Eukaryota, Fungi, Ascomycota, Eurotiomycetes, Eurotiales, Aspergillaceae. Gene Ontology annotation, biological process: vesicle-mediated transport; intracellular protein transport.